AUGGCGACUGCGAUUUUACGACAACGACAUGAAAACAAUAAACGUGACAAAACCGAUGUGGAAUUACGUGUUAUUGGAGCUGGGUUACCACGUACGGGAACGUUAUCAUUGAAAACUGCACUUGAAAUUCUCGGUUUUGGUCCUUGUCAUCAUAUGGUUGAUUUGAUGAGAGAACCUGACCGAAUAAUUGGAUUUAUUCAAGCAUAUGAUGGUGAAAAUGUUGAUUUUCGUCAAUUGUUGAAAGGUUAUCGGUCAACUGUCGAUGCACCAACAGUUGAUUUCUACAAAGAAAUUCAACAAGCGUAUCCAAACGCAAAAAUUAUCCUUUCGGUACGAGAUAGUAAUGAAAAAUGGUUCGAAAGUUUCCAAAAUACAAUUGGUUUAAUAACGUGCAGCCGUUUUUAUCGCUUUGCAGUUUAUCCUUUACGGUUUUUACGUUUACAAAGUCAAAUGGGAGAGAAAACGACUCAAAAAUGGAUUCGCGAUUACGGUUCAAUUGAUUCAAAAAUGCACGAAAAACAUAAUCAACGAGUAAUCAAUGAAAACAAACGAGGCGAUGUCCUUGUCUAUAAUGUUAAAGAAGGAUGGGAGCCUUUAUGUCGAUUUUUGGAAGUUGACGUACCGGAAAAUAUUCCUUUUCCUAAUGUCAAUGACACAAAGGAGUUUCAACGAAGGAUAACAUUGGCGAAAAUUCUCGGUUUAUGUUUGUGGGCUGGUAUUGGUUUUGUUUUUACUGGAUUUUCUUAUUUCUUUUUAAGAAAAACAUAUUUGAUUUGA
Molecule: messenger RNA, 777 nt
Organism: Adineta ricciae
Lineage: Eukaryota; Metazoa; Rotifera; Eurotatoria; Adinetida; Adinetidae
Source: the annotation of a GenBank genome assembly